This is a messenger RNA of Notechis scutatus (mainland tiger snake), 5459 nucleotides long. The record is from RefSeq and is a predicted model, not a curated record. NCBI's taxonomy places the organism in Eukaryota, Metazoa, Chordata, Lepidosauria, Squamata, Elapidae.
CCUCCUCUCCUCCUGGGCUGUUCUUCCCCGGCCGGCCGAGGAGCGGCACUGUCUCCCCGCGGCCAGGCGCACGCUCGGCCCAGGCGUCCCCGACAGCCGCCGGGCCUGACUGAGGCGGCAAGAAGCGCGGGGCGGCGGGGGGGAAAAAGCAGGUCGGUCCGCAUCGUGGCAGCACCAGCGAGCGGCAGAAACGCCGGAGACCCCGACCACCACCGCCGCCUUCCGCCACCGCCUGCUCGAUGCUGCACCUCCCGGAGCUGCAUGAGAGGCCGGUAGAAGCCUGCGGAGAAGGAAACUUUCUCGACGGCAGCGUCGGCAUCAGCGCCAGGAUGGACUUCCCGUCCACCCAACCCAAGCCUCCCCCCGAUGGCAAGAUCAUCUUCUACCCGCCUGGAGUGAAGGAGAUCACGGAUAAGAUCACCAACGACGAAGUGGUCAAACGCUUGAAGAUGGUAGUGAAAACGUUUAUGGAUAUGGACCAGGAUUCAGAAGAUGAGAAACAACAAUAUCUCCCUUUAGCCUUGCACCUUGCGUCCGAAUUCUUCCUCAGGAACCCCAACAAAGAUGUCCGUCUCCUUGUAGCUUGUUGUUUGGCUGAUAUAUUUCGAAUUUAUGCCCCUGAAGCACCGUAUACUUCACAUGACAAGCUCAAGGAUAUAUUUUUGUUUAUUACAAGACAGUUAAAAGGAUUAGAGGACACUAAAAGCCCUCAGUUUAACAGAUACUUUUACUUAUUAGAGAACUUAGCGUGGGUUAAAUCUUACAACAUCUGCUUUGAGUUGGAAGAUUGCAAUGAAAUUUUUAUUCAGCUUUUUAGGACUCUCUUUUCAGUUAUCAACAAUAGCCACAAUCAGAAGGUCCAAAUGCAUAUGCUAGAUUUGAUGAGUUCUAUCAUCAUGGAAGGCGAUGGGGUGACUCAAGAACUGUUGGACUCCAUUCUUAUCAACCUCAUUCCUGCACACAAGAACCUUAAUAAACAGGCCUUUGAUCUUGCAAAAAUCCUGUUGAAAAGAACAGUCCAAACCAUUGAACCAUGCAUUGCCAAUUUUUUUAAUCAGGUUUUGGUACUAGGAAAGUCUUCUGUGAGUGACUUGUCUGAGCAUAUAUUUGAUCUAAUACAAGAACUUUUCGCUGUCGAUCCUAAUCUUCUGUUGUCUGUCAUGCCACAGCUGGAGUUCAAGCUGAAGAGCAAUGAUGGAGAAGAACGCUUAGCUGUCGUAAGGCUUUUAGCAAAGUUAUUUGGUUCCAAAGAUUCAGAUCUUGCAACACAAAAUCGUCCACUUUGGCAGUGUUUUCUUGGCCGAUUCAAUGAUAUUCAUGUUCCUGUGAGAUUAGAAAGUGUGAAAUUUGCAAGUCAUUGUUUAAUGAACCACCCAGAUUUAGCAAAAGACCUCACUGAAUACUUAAAAGUCAGAUCCCAUGAUCCAGAAGAAGCCAUCCGCCAUGAUGUCAUUGUCACAAUCAUAACUGCGGGCAAAAGAGAUCUUUCUUUAGUCAAUGACCAACUCCUUGGCUUUGUCAGAGAAAGGACACUGGAUAAGCGGUGGCGGGUAAGAAAAGAAGCGAUGAUGGGACUUGCUCAGCUGUACAAGAAAUACUGCCUCCAUGCUGAAGCUGGAAAAGAUGCAGCCGAGAAAGUCAGCUGGAUAAAGGACAAACUUUUGCACAUCUAUUAUCAGAAUAGCAUUGAUGAUAAAUUGCUGGUGGAGAAAAUUUUUGCUCAGUAUCUUGUCCCUCAUAAUUUGGAAACCGAAGAGAGAAUGAAGUGCUUAUAUUAUUUAUAUGCUAGCUUAGAUCCAAACGCUGUUAAGGCAUUGAAUGAAAUGUGGAAGUGCCAGAACAUGCUUAGGAGUCAUAUGCGGGAAUUGCUAGAUUUGCAUAAAAUACCCACCUCGGAGGCAAACAGUGCUGCUAUGUUCGGAAAGCUGAUGACCAUAGCAAAAAAUCUUCCAGAUCCUGGAAAAGCCCAGGAUUUUGUGAAAAAGUUCAAUCAAGUCCUUGGUGAUGAUGAGAAACUUCGUUCUCAGCUUGAAGUGCUAAUCAGCCCUACAUGUUCCUGUAAACAGGCAGAUAUCUGUGUGAGGGAAAUAGCCCGGAAGCUUGCAAAUCCUAAGCAACCAACCAAUCCUUUCUUAGAGAUGGUGAAAUUUCUUUUAGAAAGAAUUGCUCCUGUGCAUAUUGACUCAGAAGCUAUCAGUGCAUUAGUAAAGCUGAUGAAUAAAUCAAUAGAAGGGACAGCCGACGACGAAGAGGAGGGUGUAAGUCCUGACACAGCAAUCCGCUCAGGGCUUGAACUUCUCAAGCUUUACAGAACCCUUAUUCCAAUCUUGCACCAGAAAGCAAAGAGAGGAACACCUCACCAAGCCAAGCAAGCUGUCCAUUGUAUACACGCCAUAUUUUCCAAUAAGGAAGUUCAGCUUGCUCAAAUCUUCGAGCCUUUAAGUCGAAGUUUGAAUGCUGACGUUCCGGAGCAGCUCAUAACUCCUCUGGUUUCCUUGGGUCACAUUUCCAUGCUGGCCCCAGACCAAUUUGCAUCCCCCAUGAAAUCCGUCGUUGCAAAUUUCAUUGUGAAAGAUCUUCUUAUGAACGAUAGGUCUACAGGUGAAAAAAAUGGGAAAUUGUGGUCUCCGGACGAAGAGGUGUCCCCAGAAGUCCUAGCAAAGGUCCAAGCCAUUAAACUCCUGGUGCGUUGGCUCUUGGGGAUGAAGAACAACCAGUCCAAGUCUGCAAAUUCAACGCUUCGGUUGCUAUCAGCCAUGUUGGUCAGCGAAGGAGACUUGACAGAACAGAAGAGAAUUAGCAAAUCAGACAUGUCGCGACUACGGUUGGCUGCUGGCAGUGCCAUAAUGAAGCUUGCCCAAGAGCCUUGUUACCACGAAAUUAUAACACCAGAACAAUUCCAGCUCUGUGCACUGGUCAUUAAUGAUGAAUGUUACCAGGUGAGGCAGAUAUUUGCUCAGAAGCUACAUAAGGCACUAGUAAAAUUACUGCUCCCAUUGGAGUACAUGGCGAUAUUCGCACUGUGUGCCAAAGACCCUGUAAAAGAAAGAAGAGCUCACGCUCGGCAAUGUUUGCUUAAAAAUAUAAGCAUACGGCGAGAGUACAUCAAGCAGAACCCUAUGGCAAACGAAAAACUCGUAUCUCUGUUGCCCGAGUAUGUGGUGCCAUAUAUGAUUCAUUUGCUGGCUCACGAUCCAGAUUUUACAAAACAGCAAGAUAUCGAUCAGCUUCGCGAUAUCAAGGAGUGCCUGUGGUUCAUGCUGGAAGUUUUAAUGACCAAGAAUGAAAACAACAGCCACGCCUUCAUGAAAAAGAUGACAGAAAGUAUCAAGCUUACACAGGAUGCCCAGUCUCCAGACGAGCCAAAGGCCAAUGAAAAACUCUACACCGUAUGUGACGUAGCCCUCUGUGUAAUCAACAGCAAAAGUGCUUUAUGUAAUGCAGAAUGUCCAAAGGAUCCGGUGUUGCCAACUAAAUUUUUUGCGCAGCCUGAAAAGGAUUUUUGUAACGAUAGGAAUUAUAUCUCCGAAGAGUUGAGAGUUCUUCUUUUAACAGGAAAGCCGAAACCAACCGGCGUAUUAGGGGCAGUAAAUAAACCUCUAUCUGCAACGGGAAGAAGGCCAUAUAUUCGAAACACAGGAUCAGAAACUGGAAAUAAUAAUAGCGUAAAUUCAGAGUUGAAUUCUCCAAUAGAAAACAGAACAAGGGAGCCAAGCUCAGACCUAUCAGAGACGGGGGUGAGUGAAAAUGAUGAAAAUCCAGUGAGAAUUAUUUCAGUCACUCCAACAAAAAUGGAACCUGUGAAGAACAAGGAGAUUAAUUCUGACCAGGCACCCCAAGAAAAUGUCAGUGCUGACCGGGGCAAAAAAAGAAUCACAACAGCAUCCGGGACGGAGAAUUUCCAUCAAAAAGCAGAAGAGAAGAAAACAGAUGAAACGGGUCAGCCGGCUCCUCCCAAACCCCGGCGAGGACGUCCCCCCAAGUCUGAAUCUCAGGGAGCCACCACGAAAAGUGCCGAAAUGAGUAAACCCUCCGGACGAGGACGGAAAAGGGCAGCCCCGGCUUCAGAAGGUCCGGGCGGACUGGAGGCAAGCAAUGCCAAGGCACCAAAGCAGCAAGAGGCCACCAAGAAAACAGCACCAGCACAGAGGCAGAUUGACCUGCAAAGAAGCCAGGUGCUGGGCAGUGAUGGAGAUUCAGUGUUGGAGAUAGAGUCCAGUCCAGGAUAUUCUGCGAGUGAAAUGGAUCUUUUUAAACUUUGUGAGAGCAGCCAGGAGGACCUUGAGGAGAGAGCUCUAACAGAGGCAGGCUCGCUGAAGGUAAAAAGAAAACUUCCUCGCAAAAGGAAGAGAGGAGAGCCAAAGGACGGUAUGCUCCCAGCUUCUGCAAAACCCAAGAAAUGUCCUAUAUAGGAACUGAAAAUACUUCCGAUCAUACAGCUUUCAGCUCUGAACACCGAAGGAAAACUCUGCUUCCCUUUCAGAUAAAACGAAUUUGCAGAAACUCUUGAGAGAGGCUAAAAGCAUCUGUACUUAUUUCCCCAGAGACUUUUUUAUGAAAAGUCAAUAAUUAAGCAAAUUGCUUAACACUUAAUUCCAGUUUCUGCACAUCUGGAGUUUAAAAGUGUUUUACUCCAUUAAUUUUCAUGCUGCAUUUUUUUAAAAGAAAGUCAGAGAGAGGUCCUUAUACCAUUGUUAAAAAUUCACAUACCUUAACUGGGUAUCGCCCAUCACCUAUAUUUUUUUUCAAGAAAAAGAAGGCGGCUACCGAAUGGUUUUUAAACUGAGACAUACUUGCAAAAUGGAAUUCUCAUCUGCUUUCAUUUUAAAGACUUAUGUAUAAUUUUUAUCCCCAGCAAAAUAAGAUGUACAGAUUUUGGUUCCUGCUUUGAGAAGUCACCUAGUGGCAAUUUUUAUAAUGUUGCUUUCUGACUUUUAUCCAGGGUAGGAGACUAAUCAUUUGAUGAUUGAUUUUUAAGUAGACAUUUCAUCUUUUUUUUUUAAUUUCCUGCUCCAUUUUAGUUUUAAUAUAAGUUGCAAUAAAUGUACAUAUUGUUCGUUUUAUAAAAAACAUAUAUCACUUCUGAGUGGGUUUACUCCUGUUGUUUUGUUGGAAUAUUCUAAAUCUAAAUGGAGUAAAGUCAUCCCAGGAUUUGAUUUUAUAAUGUUUGUCACCAGAUUUUUAUUAUUGAUGUAAAAAAUCAAUUUUUUAAAAUAGUUGGAUUUUUGGCAGCUUUGUAAGGAACAUUGAAAAUGUUUAGGAUUUCAAGCAUUGUCUUGAUUGAAACUAAGUCUGUUUUACGUUUUCCUUCCCCUUCUCAUUUUUUAACAUUUAAUUUAGAAAACUUGCAUCAAUGUUGAUUCCCCCCCCCCCGGCAUUGUUCAGCAUAUAGUGUACGCUUUUAAGUACACACCAUCAUAUUUAAGUUGGUUGCAUAAAAUAAAUGCUUCUAGGUGUCA